Messenger RNA from Colletotrichum fioriniae, 1314 nucleotides. RefSeq lists its product as uncharacterized. Gene Ontology annotation, molecular function: transmembrane transporter activity. The record is from RefSeq and is a predicted model, not a curated record. Gene Ontology annotation, biological process: transmembrane transport. Gene Ontology annotation, cellular component: membrane. NCBI's taxonomy places the organism in Eukaryota, Fungi, Ascomycota, Sordariomycetes, Glomerellales, Glomerellaceae.
AUGGGUAAAAUCACCUCUACGAGUAGAGAGGAGGUCUCGGUCGACACGAUCGAAAAGGGCCCGCUGCCCUCCGCAUCACCGUCGUCGUCGCCGGCGUCUUCAUCAUCCCCGCAGCUCGUCCUCGAGGCACCCGAUGAGGUGGUCAUGGCACACCCCGAGUGGCGGGCGGCGGAGAAGAGGCUGGUGCGGAAGCUGGAUGUGACGCUCAUGCCGGUGAUUUGGACGCUGUACAUGUUCAAUUACCUCGACAGGAAUAAUCUCGCACAGGCCAAGUUGGACAAGUUUGAGGCGGAUCUCGGGCUCGUGGGGGAGCAGUUCAACACCGCUGUAGCGAUAUUCAACGUCGGAUACAUGGUCGCCCAGUUGCCGUCCAACAUGCUCAUCACCCGCGUGCGGCCGAGCAUAUACCUCCCAUGCUGCGUGCUCCUGUGGUCGUGUGUAUCGGCGUCGACGGCCGCGGCAAAGAACUUUUCGAGCCUCGUCGCUAUUAGAGCGAUUCUCGGUGUUGUCGAGGCACCGUUCUUCCCAGGGAUCUUCUACGUCCUCUCCUGCUGGUACACCCAAAAGGAAAUCGCCUUCCGCACAGCAAUCCUCUACUCGGGUAUGCUCGUCGCGACGGCGUUUUCGGGGCUCAUCGCUGCCGCCGUCUUUGCGCACCUCGACGGCGCGCGCGGGCUCGCGGGCUGGCAGUGGCUCUUCAUCAUCGAAGGGGCGGGUAGCUUCGCGUCCGCGUUCGCGGCGCUGGCUUUCCUGCCGGACUACGUCGGGUCCCGGACGGGCAUGUGCUCGUGGCUCAUGUCGGAGCAGGAGCUGCGGGUCGCGGCGCAGAGGAUGGCGGCUGAUCGCGUGUCGGUGCCCGAGGAGAAGUCGAGUGUGUGGAGGGGGCUGGGGCUUGCUGUUAAGGAUGCGAGGACGUGGGCUUUUGUCUGCAUGAUGGCCUUCUACCUCUCCUCCCACGGCCUCAACAGCUUCUUCCCAACCAUCGUCCAGGGCUUCCACCUCGGCUCCAACACAACGACCCUAAUGCUCACCGCGCCCCCCUACCUCCUCGCCGCCGCCGUUGCCCUCUGCGUCGCCGUCUCCUCGGACCGCCGCGCCGACAGGGGUCUCCACAUCGUCGGCCCCGUCUGCGUGGCCAUGCUCGGCUUCGUGAUCUCGGCGGCGACGACGAACCGGCCCGCGCGGUAUUUCGCCAGCUUCCUGUACCUGCCCGGUGCCUUCGCGUCGACGGGGUUGAUUUUCAGCUGGGCGGCGAGCGUGGCGAGCGAGACGCCCGAGAAGAGGGCCACGGCGACGUCGAUUGCCGGCGGAUAA